This is a messenger RNA of Phytomonas sp. EM1, 497 nucleotides long. NCBI's taxonomy places the organism in Eukaryota, Euglenozoa, Kinetoplastea, Trypanosomatida, Trypanosomatidae. The record is from the annotation of a GenBank genome assembly.
GAAAAUUGUUUUUCCGCGCAUUAUUUGAUAAGAUUAUUUUUAAAGAUAUCGAUUUCAAGAUAUUGCUGAGGGUAUUAAUUUGAAUAAACUUACCUUCUUGGGGAACACACCUUAACUUUUUCUUCAAGAGCCCAGGUGGAUUUUCGCCGCAAUCAUUUUGAAAUUCGAAAAUGCCUCCAAAAAACAAAGGACCCGCGGAAAGCUCCUCCAAUGAGUCGGGUUAUAAUAAAACCGGCAAAACAGCCCUCCCUUCAGCGGGCGGGAGUGCGUCGGCCAGCGCGGGAAUCCCUCAAAGUGGCUCUGCAGAGUUAGGCGCGUACAUGCAGGAAUUGCUGCAGCGGAUGCAAUCGAGCUUUGAGAAUAUGUCAAAGCAGAUUGCUGGCCGCAUCGAUGAGAUGGAUGAGAGGGUUGGAGUGCUGGAGAAGUCUAUCGACGAGCUCAUCCAGCAGGCUGGCGCGGAGCCCGGAGCCCCGGAUCCGGUGAAAAAGAAAAAAUAG